AUGAACAUCCUGUUCGGGUUUGUGAGUGGUGUUCUCCAUGUCAGCCAGUCGAACGCAUCAUGCUUCACCGUAUCCAACCUGUACUACAACCAAGCCGUCCUAAACAAGAUGGCAGAGACUUUCGAUGUCACCUUUGAAAAGGCCUCGUCGGUAGCCACGCUGAUGCAAGCCGGCUAUUGCAGCGGUUUGCUGUUCAUCUGUCCGCUUGGUGACAUCUUUCCCCGACGACCAUUCAUACUUGGGUUGAUUGCCUUUACCGCUACCCUGUGGAUCCCCCUCUGCCUAACAACCUCCUUUCCCUCCUUCGCCGCCAUCUCCUUCCUCUGCGGCGCCACCACCGUUACCCCGCAACUCAUGCUCCCCCUAGUCGGCGAUCUUGCGCCCCCCGCCCGCCGCGCCUCUUCGCUAGCCGUCAUUGUCUCCGGCCUCUCGCUCGGCGUCCUUCUCGCCCGAACCUUGGCCGGCGUGUUAGCCAGCUUUACAUCCUGGCGCAACAUCUACUGGUUUGGCUUAGGCGUGCAAUGGCUCGUCUUCGGGCUGCUCUACAUCUGGAUGCCUGAUUACCCCUCCAAAAACCCAGACACAAAGUUCAACUAUUUCAAAAUGCCGUGGCAGAUUGCGCGACUACUGGCCACUGAGCCGUUGUUGCUGCAAGCCGCGCUGGUGGCCUUCCUGCACAGCGGGAUUUUCACGAGUUACUGGACGACGCUGAGUUUCCUGCUGAGCAGUCCGCCGUACGAGUACUCGUCAAUGGUGAUUGGGUUGUUCGGGUUGAUUGGUGUGGUGGUGAUUGUGUGUGCGCCGAUUUACUCGCGGCUCAUAAUCGAUCGGUUGGUGCCGCUGGUGUCUGCGAUCAUGGGCCUGGUGGUCGAAACGGUGGGUGUGGUGGUGGGCACGUCGGUCGGCAGCUUUAACGUCGCAGGUCCCGUGGUGCAGGCUAUUAUGAUUGAUUUGGGCGGACAGUUUACGCAGAUCGCGAUGAGAAGUUCGAUUUAUGGCAUUCAGCCGUUGGCGAGAAACCGGGUCAAUACGGCGUAUAUGGUGGUCAGCUUUGCUGGGCAGUUGACGGGGACGGCGGUGGGGAAUAGGCUUUAUGCUCAGGGUGGGUGGGUGUACAGUGGUGCUUGUGGGAUUGCCUUUGGCGGGUUUGCGUUGAUUAUCUGCCUUGUCAGAGGACCAAGAGAAAAAGGGUGGGUUGGCUGGUCAGGGGGUUGGACUUGCCGGAGAGAGGACUUAGCGCCGAAGAAGAGUGAGAUGACAACGGAACAGACACUCGAGGAAGCCGGUGCAGUUGGUGAAGGCGGCGAAGACGUUCAACGUGACGUUCAGUCUGCCAGUGCAUCCAAUGGUGGGAACGUUACAAGUGAUGGCGAGAACCAGCAAUGAUCGUUAGGGUUCGUCUGGGCUGUUGGCCGAGUUAAUCAUGUUUUGGCUACUAUCUCGGACUACGUACACGUCAAUUCAUCAAAUCUACGUAGGGCAAAUACCCGAAGCACAUAUACCAUUUA
Neurospora tetrasperma FGSC 2508 is the source of this 1508-nucleotide messenger RNA. RefSeq lists its product as uncharacterized. The record is from RefSeq and is a predicted model, not a curated record. Bases 1 to 1386 code for a protein of 461 amino acids. Gene Ontology annotation, biological process: transmembrane transport. Lineage: Eukaryota; Fungi; Ascomycota; Sordariomycetes; Sordariales; Sordariaceae. The transcript is spliced from 4 exons. Gene Ontology annotation, molecular function: transmembrane transporter activity.